AUGGUAAAGUUGAAUCCAUCUCUUGGACUGGUUGUCCUGGGCUUCCUUGGCAGUGGUCAUUGUCUUUCCACUGGCGAAAUCCAAGAAAGAGCUUUACUAAAAUCUGGUGUUCGUGUGAACCUUGAUCAGAGAGACCUUCCUGAAUUAGAUAGCGUUGUCACUGCCUUAGAUAAUGAUGCUCAACGACUACCCAAAGUGUACGAACAGAACCUCACCGAAACUCUCGAAAAUGUAGAUCAUUUAUUUUCUGUGGGAUCAAUGCUUCUUGAAAAUACGUCUCCAAGUACCGACCUUAAGAAUGAACUUGUAUCCUCUGCUGCCAACAACCUUUUAUCAAUUUCCGAAGCCUUCUCAUAUACCCCUGCAAACGCCGACGACGAUGAAGACGGUGCUAUCAAUGCUGCAGCCGCUGUCAGUGAGAACGCUGAGAACUUAAGCAACCUUCUCAAGCAAUCUAAUAUCGAUACCUCGCCUAUUGACUCGAGCAACAGUGAUCUUAGAAAACAACUCGAAUCUAUCGAUCCCUCUGUGUCAUUCGAUUCCGUUCUCAAAAAACGUGAUCUCGGAGAUUUUAUAAAUUCAUUCUUUGGAUUUUUCUAUCAAUCAUCAAGCUUGACGAAGUCCAUAUAUAAUGCAAAGAAUGUUGUUAGUUCAUUGAGCAGCUCUGUAUCUGGAUCUGUAUCUGGAUCGGCUUCUGGAUCAAUUUCUACCGAUAGUUGCCUGCAAACUAUUUGCGAGGUUAUCAGUCAAUGCUGUAGCUUUAUGGAGCAAUGUUUCACCAGCACCAUCUCUUCUGCCAUGGCUUACUGCCUCAGUUGUCCCUUGAUGGUUGCUUUGGAAAGCUGUUUAUCCAGUCUUUGCUCCAGUGGAGGUAUUAGCCCAAGUACUUGUUCCAGCAGCAGUUCUAUUUAUGAACUCCUCAGUUCCAAGAUUAAUGAGUUCAGCGUUCUUAUCAGUCAAUUCAAUGUUGAUACUAGCAGCUUGAAUCAACAACACUGUGUUUUCAGAAGUUUGGUUACCAGCGCUUGUCCUACUGUUUCCUUUACUCAAUCUGUGGCAACUGCUACUGGAAGCAUUCCUGUUCUUUCCCAAGCUGCCUCUAUCGCAACUGGCGACAAUGUUAUUUCUGGUAUGGCUUCACUUUACUCAAUGGCCACUUCUGUCGUCAGCAAUCCUACUGCCGUUCCCACUAUCAAUGAUCCAGCUGUUUCAUCUGCUGCUGCCGCCGCUUCUGCUGCUGCGUCUGCUGCUGCUUCGGCCUUAGCUUCUGCUGGCGCUGAUGUUUCUGCUGGAGCUGACGCUUCUGCUUUUGCUUCUGCCGGUGCUUCUGCUGCUGCUUCUGCCAAUGCUGAGAUUACUGCUUCUGCCGGUAUUGCUAUUUCUGAUAAUGCUGCUGCUAGUGGCUACGCUUCUGCUACCGCUGAUGCCAAUGCUUAUGCCAGUGCCGCUGCUGCUGCCUCUGCCAGUGUUGCUGCUGCUGCUUCGGCCAGUGCUGCUGCCGCUGCUGCUGCCGGUGCUUCUGCUGCUGCUUCUGCCAAUGCUGAGGUUACUGCUUCUGCCGGUAUCGCUAUUUCUGACAAUGCUGCUGCUAGUGGCUACGCUUCUGCUACCGCUGAUGCCAAUGCUUAUGCCAGUGCCGCUGCUGCUGCCUCUGCUAGUGCUGCUGCUGCUGCUUCGGCCAGUGCUGCCGCCGCUGCUGCUGCCUCCGCAGCUGCCACCGCCGAAGCUUCUGCUUCUGCCUAUGCUACUGUUGGAGCCAAUGCUGCUAGCACUUCAGAUAUAACUGCCGUUGCCUCUGCCAAUGCUGCUGCUUCUGCUGCUGCUAGUGCGAAUGCUGCUGCUUCUGCUUCUGCUGCUGCUUCAGCUGCUGCCUCUGCCGCUGCCUCAGCUGCUGCUUCCGCUGCUUCUGUUGCUUCAGCUUAUCCGUCUUUUGGUGCUUCAGCAUCAGCUAGCGUUCCUGGAUUCUCAACAUCCACUUCUACUGGUUUCACAGGUACUGUCCCCACUUCUCCUGCUGUUGAAACUUCACCAUCAGCUGAUCUCGGUGGAAGUGUUGGAAUUAGUGUUGGUGCUAAUGCUGGUGCCAGUGCUUAUGCCUCUGCUGCUGCUUCUGCUUCAGCUGCUGCCUCUGCUGCCGCUUCAGCUGCUGCUUCCGCUGCUGCUUCUGCUUCAGCAUAUGCCACUGCCGUUGCUUCAGCUAACGCUAUUGCCUCUGCUGUUGCCCAAGCUUCUCCACAAGUUGCUGUUACUGCCAGUGCUGCUGCCAGUGCUGCUGCUACCGCUUCUGCUGCUGCCUCUGCCGCCGCUGCUGCUGCCGCUGCUGCUUCUGCCCAUGCCAGUGCUGCUGCCUCUGCCAAUGCUGUCGCUGUAGCUUCAGCAAAUGUUGUUGCUUCUGUUUCUGCUGCUGCAUCCAUCUGUGUCUCGGCUGCUGCUAGUGCUUCUGCAAAUGCCGUUGCCGCUGCUUCUGCCAGUGCUGUUGCAUCUGCCGCUGCUUCUGCUGUCGCUUCUGCUGUGGCCGAUGUAUCUGCUGCUGCUAGUGUGUUGACUGGUAUUUCCGUUCCCACUUCUCUAGCUGCUGCUUCUUCCCCUGCAAUCCCCUCUUCUCCCGCAGCUUCGUCACCAGAAGUUCCUUCUUCUCCGGCUGCUGCUGCUUCUUCUCCUGCGGUUUUGUCUUCUCCAGUUGCUUCUUCGCCAGCUGUUCCCUCUUCAUCUCCAGCUGCUUCUUCUCCAGCUUCCUCUUCUGCAGCUGUUUCUUCCUCCCCAGUUGCUUCUUCGCCAACUGUUCCCUCUUCGCCAGCUGCUUCUUCACCAGCUGUUGCCUCUUCCCCAUCUGCCUCUUCUCCAGCUGCCUCUUCUCCAGCUGCCUCUUCUCCAGCUGCCUCUUCUGCAGCUGUUUCUUCCUCCCCAGUUGCUUCUUCGCCAGCUGUUCCCUCCUCGCCAGCUGCUUCUUCACCAGCUGUUGCCUCUUCUUCAGCUGCCUCUUCUCCAGCUGUUUCUUCCUCCCCAGUUGCUUCUUUGCCAGCUGUUCCUUCUUCUUCACCAGCUGCUUCUUCCCCAGCUACCUCUUCUCCAGCUGCCUCUUCCUCCCCAGUUGCUUCUUCACUAGCUGUUCCAUCUUCCCCAGCUGCCUCUUCCCCAGCUGCCUCUUCCUCCCCAGUUGCUUCUUCGCCAGCUGUUCCCUCUUCGCCAGCUGCCUCUUCUCCAGCUGUUCCUUCUUCUCCAACUGCUUCUUCGCCAGCUGCUUCUUCGCCAGCUGCUUCUUCGCCAGCUGCUUCUUCACCAGCUGCCUCUUCACCAGCUGUUCCUUCUUCUCCAACUGCUUCUUCCCCAGAAGUUCCCUCUUCGCCAGCUGCUUCUUCUCCAGCUAUUUAUUCCUCCCCAGUUGCUUCUUCGCCAUCUGUUCCCUCUUCGCCAGCUGCUUCUUCCCCAGUUGCCUCUUCUCCAGAAGUUCCUACUUCCCCAGCUGCUUCUUCGCCAGCUAUUCCCUCUUCUCCAUCCCCAGCUGUUCUUUCAUCACCAGCAGCAUCCUCUCCAACUACCUCCUCUUCUCCAGCUGUUCCAUCGUCUCCAGCUGUCCCCUCCUCUCCAGUUGCUUCAUCGUCCCCAGCUACUACUUCUUCUCCUGCUGUCCCCACUUCCCCAGCUGCUUCAUCAUCCCCAGCUACUUCGUCCCCAGCUGGUUCUUCAGCUGGUGCCUGCCCAGCAUCCUGUCUCUAUACCGUCACUGUUACUGCCAACUCUGCUCAAAUCGAGGCCGCUAUUGCCAGUGCCACUGCUUCCGCUCUUGCCUCUGCUUCCGCUGCUGUCAAUAUCCCCAUGCCAUUCUCUCUCAAUGUACGAAGCUCGGCUAACAACGGAUGGAACAAGAUCAGAAACAUCUUUAAGCGUGCCACUACAAGUCCCAACACCGGAAAUUCUCAGCUUGACUCCAAGUUAGAGGACUUGGAAAACACCCCUCUUACCAGUGUAAGUUCUUUGAACGAUGUUCAGAGCAAAGUUAUUAGCAUUGCUGGAUUCAUUUCCCAAAACAUUGAUUCUUCCACACCCCCUUCUGAAAUUGAGUCGAUGCUUUGUCCUUUCAUUUCUAUUGCCACUGAUAUCUCACAACAAGCUUUGGAUGACUUUAAGAGUAGCAUCAACUCUAAUGACCAAAGUCGAACCAUUGCAUCUACCUUUGCAAAUACCAUGGGUGACUUGAGUAACAUUACUCGUAACUUCGAUUUGAACUGUACCAGUAACGGAAACCAGCUCCUUAAUUUGGUCAACGAAUAUCAGGAUGCUUUAGUCUACACUGCUGUUACUAGUUAUGAAAGCUUUGAAAAGAGAUCAAACCCCACUGAAGAUGAUUACAAUGUCUUAGUUCAGGUUCUUAGAAACGCACUUGCUUCUCAAAAUCAACCUGUCAAUGCUCUCCAUGACAACGUUGUAGCCACUAUGUACGUAACCAAUCCCACAAAAUUGGUUGUUACUUCCACCUCAACUACUAUCCAAACUGUUAUCGUUACUCAACAGGCUCAAACUCCAGUCACUGAUAUUAUCACCAAGAUUGUGAGUGGCCCUGAGUACGAUGUUCCUGGAAACACCUUCACUGUCCAGCAACCUGCUUCACCUAGCACUAUCACGGUCGUCCAAUCCCCUACUCCCAGUACAGUGACUAUUCAAGCUCCACCUCCACCACCACCAAAUCUUGCUACUAUUUUCCAGGGUCAAGAUGAUGCUGCUCCUUCGCCAGCUCCUCAACCACCUGCCGCUGAGUCUCCAGCUGCUUCUUCACCUUCGCCUUCAGCUCAAUCUCCCUCUGUAGAGACCCCAUCACCCUUUAGUGUCCAGAUUACCACUCCAGUCACUUCUGGUCAAUCCCAGAAUGACGUUGUCUCGUCUUCAAUUGCCUCUACAGUUAUUCCUUCACAAGUGAACCUUCCUGCAAGUUUACCAAAGGUUCCCGGAGAUUCUCCAUCAGCUACUGCCGCUUUCGUUCCUCCUAUUCCAGCGGUUGCUAAUGCCGAGAUGCUCUAUCACGCUCCUUCGGCCAAGGCUCCAAUAUCUGAGGCUGCUGCCGGUAAUGCUCCUGCUCCUGCAGCUACUUCAGAUAUCGUCGACACCGCUGAUGGUCAAAUUGUCAAUGGUGGUCCUCAACCUGUUGAGUAUAACCAUGUUCUUGACAAUAUUGAUUUCGGUGAUAUCAAUGACUACGGUAGUGCCAUCUAA
Sugiyamaella lignohabitans is the source of this 5208-nucleotide messenger RNA. It is a transcript of the gene EAP1, whose product is annotated as putative cell wall adhesin. The transcript has a single exon. NCBI's taxonomy places the organism in Eukaryota, Fungi, Ascomycota, Dipodascomycetes, Dipodascales, Trichomonascaceae. Bases 1 to 5208 code for a protein of 1735 amino acids. The record is from RefSeq and is a predicted model, not a curated record.